AUGGAUUCUCUCGAGGAACCUCCCGAUUCUCCUUCUACCGUUGGUGAACCCGAGCCUGUAUCCGUUUUCGACCAUGCUAUUUUAUGCAACACCCCGCCAUCGGAAUUGGCCAAGAAAUUUCUAGCAUCCUUAGAAUAUGUUCAUUGGAAAACACUGGCAAAGGAUGUUGUCGAAGCCGUUGAAGCCGGCCUUGUACCGCCUACUAUUUCACACAUAUUCUUUUGUGUCUGCAAAAAACGGUACGCUAUCGCUUACACACUCGAUCAACCCGGUUCCGCCACUGCUCGGCGGAUCGCUAUCACCCACUUCAAAAGAUAUUACAGAUCACGCCAUGCUACCAAAAUAUGGGGGGCGAUGGGAGGGACGGAUGAGUUUUUUGACUUGAUUAACGCCAUGUCUGUUCGCGAGGUACGCCAUUUUUGUCGCUGCCUCGGCCAAUGUACUAAGUCAAAGUCCGACUGGGGACCGCAAGCGAAAUGCAUAACCACACUAUAUCAAAAAUUAUACGAUACAUAUGGCGAGGAUGACAAGCCGAAGAUACCUGAUGCCCGACCUCUUGGUUGUUACUACAAAAAGAUGCUGCCGGGCUGUGCACCCGACGUCGUCUUUCAGGCAUUAUCGAAGCAUGGCACCAUGAAAAAGUCAAAUUGGCUGCCUAACUCCGAGCCAUACCGUCAAAAUUUCAUGGCCGUCAUCUUUCCAUCUGAAGGGCCAGGGCAGACUAUUACCCGCUACAAAUUCAUUCUUGACAGCAAUAAUACGUUUUUCUGUCUUAAUACCUUGAAACAAUUUUCUACUUCCCCCAGAUCGCUAAAAACUAACGCCGAAAACCUUGGUCGAGAUCUCAUACUUCCAUUGGCCAGGCGACUUUGUAAUCGAAAUGAAAAAGACGACCACCAAAUACAUUUCUACGAUUACGUUACUUGUUGUAUACAAAAAGAGCGCAGCAUCAUCGCGUCGUUGGGUUAUGAGAUCAUCUCUUGUGCUAUUAAGGCAUGGAAUCGUGCUCGUGCUCAGCCGGAGAUGGAAGCCAUGGAAAAACAUUUAGAGACAAUACUUGAUUUCAUGAAAAACAAAUACCAAUGGACGUUGAGCGGUAUUGCAGACGAGCUGCAGCAUAUUAAGCCGGGUCUACGCUUUUCGCUUCUACGGCUCCUGGCUCGGAGGAUUAGACCAUUCAAAGUGGAUAUCAUCUUCUCUUCUGUAAUAGAUGAUUUAAAGCUCAAAAAUCUCGGUAAUGAUUGGCCUCCAAAGAUUUUCCUCCUACUUCCCAGUGGCAUAUCUCUUUGUUUGUUCCAGAGGCUUUGGGAUGUCCAUAGAGAUGAUAUGUUCCUAGAAAGAACAGAUGAAGGCUGUACAAAACUUGGCGAUUCAGACAUAUUCUCCGCUAUCCUACAGUCGCGACAUAGAGAUAGCGACCCGAGUUUUGUUAAUUGGCUUCCCCGGGUGACCAACCUUAUAAAGGGUCGAAAGAAUAUGGCGUUAUCGGCGCUUAAUUCCGAGAAUAGGGCAAGCUUGGUACAAUACGUUGUUUUUUUGUCCAUUGCAACUAGCUCGUUGGACUUGUACGAAGAGGCAGUGGUUUGGGCGAAACAGUUCCAUGAAGAUACCUUGGUUAUGACACGAUUGCUUUCAGGCCAGAUUCUAUUCACAGAUGAAGGGUUGGAUUUACUGAGUGCAAUUCCGCGGCGUGUAGCCUACGGCACUUCAUUGGAGCUUUCGAGAGCAAAUGUCGUACGCGCGAACCAAACGAUGUUACUUUUGGUAGAAAUGGCUUUUGCCUGUCUCCAAGAGCGAUCCCAUCCCUUCUUCGGUGUAGGAGAUGUACUGUCGUUACUUCCUAAAGUCAUUCAACGCCGUGCGGAGAGGCUCGAGGAGUGGCAAAAGGUUGUGGAGGCCGAACGGUUUGCUAUCAAUGAAGGUUUCUCCAUGCCGCUCUUAAGAUCGCAACAAUUCCCUAGUCGUCCUAGGUGCCAUAUCUCUAGGUUCCUGGACAAAUUAGGGGAAUCCCGCAACACAUUUUGGCAAGAGUAUAGAGCGCAAGUUCAUCCUACUAUGGCGGCAAUAAAACCACCAUGGCCAAAAGGUCUUCCUAUUCAAGAUCUUGCACCAUGUAUACCUGCGGCCUGGAAGGAUAUGCUAUAUCUACAAUUGAGAGCCGUGGAAAUCGUUCUAUCACCCGGAGGUGUCUUGUUAUCCCACCUACCAACUGACCACGAAACAAAGCAGGCAAUAGGAUCAUUCGUUGAUGAGUUCAGAUUUGCCCUUCGUAUUUUUAUUUGCUCGGCACAAGAUGAUUCUGACCGACAAAAAAGAAUAUUUCGAGCCUGGGACCAUGCCAUCACGGAGCUUACUUGUAGCUGCAUGUCCAAGGACGAGGCAUUAUGGUAUUGGAGAUAUUUAUUCUGCUCAGUACCUGGAAUCAGGCUCCCUGAAAAGGUAGUGGAGCAGUUUGACACACCCGGCUUCAGGUUACCAGCGCAUUACGAUGAUGCUGGUCCCGUCAAGUGGAAUCCGAGCUUGAUUUUCGGACAUUCUUCAUUGGUACCAACUGUCAUCGAACAUUCAGAAAAACACUCUAAGUUUUGUCUGGACUAUAUGCUGAAGCUUGACGGCUCCGGAGCUAUUUAUACUCCUCGCUAUAUUUGUUCAGACUUUGAUCCAGGAGUUGAGGAUGCGACCAGCUUCGAAACUGGCAUCUCAAUAUGGGAUCGUAGGGAUUCUUUGACAGCCCUCCGUCCAGCGACGAGGGAAGCUUUUAUUGUCGCUAUUAUGGAGCUCCUUAAUUCAAAAUAUGGACAGGAACCAUCGUUGUUUGCGCAGCCAUUCCCAUCGGCGGACAAUGUUAGGUUCCCUGCUCUAUAUCUCGACCCCAUGUUCUUAAGCAAAUACGACAAAGUCAACCUAAACUCGGUAAUACAGGCUCUCAACGCUCUUUCACCUUCAAUACCUAUGAAACUUUUUCGAAUGCUUAUAAGAUCGAUGAUCAAACGCCUGAAGGCCGAGCGAGGGAAUAAUCAGGAAGUAAUUGAAGCUACUAUAGCAACCAUAAAGGCUCUUUACCGGUCGGAUUGUCCUUAUGAUGCCUACGAGUUUGUGAGACAGCUUAUCUUCGAAUGUCAGAUUGACAUUUCAUGGCAUAGUCACCUCAUCAAUGCCGCAUUCCUUUCUCGUCUAUCCGGGAAAGAAGUGAGAUGUUUCCUCAACGAAUUUUCUGCUGCAAUCACGAACAGAUUCAGGAGACAACAUCGUUUAAUGAUUUCGAGUGAGCGAAAAUGCAAACCAUUCGCACCACCGCUAGUUUCUACCCGAACUGUUGGGUUAGUCGCGCAACUUUUGCGCGGUGCUAGAUUUGCUGGGUGGCAACUUGCUUUUACUACACUGUUGUCCCUCUACAAGGUCGCUAUAUAUCCCAGAAUGCAAAUCGACAUCUUAAAAAGUCUUCUAAGUAUCAAAAAUAACGCCAAAAGCCAAUACCUAUAUGUCGGGGUCGUUUAUGUCAUUCGAAGUUAUGUUGUGCCUUACGUGGCAUCUGUCAAUGAAAUUAAUCCGCCACAUUUGGAAACAUGGCUGAAUGAUGAAACGGAGAAGCUCCCCUUACCAGAAGUCUAUAAUGGCAAUGGACGAAUAUUGCCGCCGUUGUUGAAGUUACUCACUCGUGAGACCCGUGUGCCUUCUAUUAGACAUGGUCUCUCGUCGGAUCAAACAGCGUGGAUGGAAGACGUCAUACUCCCGAUUGUCGAGAAAUCGACUACCAACCACAUAAUAUGGACUGGUCUAUUCUUGAAACGCAAUAGGUUUGCCCUCACCACUGACGACCUGCCGCACGUGCCUGUGAAUCCAGCAUUGCUCAUUCAUAUCUUCGAAGUUAGCCCCAAGCACUUGAGUGGCGAUGACUUUCGUAAGAUUCGAGAUCUAGCAAUGAUAAAUAUCAACCCCCCCGAAAAUAUUGCUGCAGUCAAUAAGGCUAUUAGAGAAGACCCCAAACUUCUAGAUUCCAACGCGGGGAGACAUUGGCUUUCCAUUUGGGACCUGGAGGAAGGCCCUAUGUACUUAGGAUUAAUCCAAAGUGCUAACAUACUACUCCGGUGCGCCGACGAUCAAUCGGAUAAAAUAUUGGGGUGUAUCAAAAUCGCAGAUUUACGACAUUUUCUGUUAAAUGCUGCUCGGGAGUACAUCUCCACAUCCGAUGUUUUUGGAUUCACCCAGUUUCUGAAUAAAGUACUGUCUCACAAGCGAAUUAUUGGUUUUAAGAACUAUCAAUGUUUCGUAAGAAAUUGCAUUCCAUUGCUUACGGAUAUUUACAAGUUCAUUGGCUCCUUGCGAACCCCGGAGUGGCGAAAUAACCCGAACCGUCAACCUUCGCAACUCCCAGAUGCCUUCCCUUUACUGUUGGAAAUUGCGCACGCAAAUUGCAUGUACUCGAUCCCGAACCAAUUGUCAACUGAUGACGCGCUUCGAAUCUCUCUCGAGUUCUCGCAUAUUAUUCUAGAAUUCAUGAGAGGGGACGAUCCUAACGAUAAACAUUGGCAAACCAUUAAGCAGGUUAUAUUAAGAAAAUACGACAAGAGGCAUUCCUCCUAUCUAGCUCAAGCGUUCUGUCCACCGAAGUCAGCAUAUUACCCUAAUUUCAUGGCGGUGUAUUAUGCACGCAACGAACUAGCUAUGGAAUUCCUUUCACGAGCUUCUACAUUCGAAAAUGUGAUGCUAGUACCGGGAAUACCACAAAUGCUCCAGGUUUGGAACAACGAUGGUGACGAGACGCUUCAGACGGCGGCACGGCUUAUAGCUGCUUUCGGGCAUCUGAGUAAGUAAUCGGAAAUAUUAUGUCUUUUGUGGGUGGCUGUUGGGAUCGAGGGAUCGUCGUGGCUGUUACACAGAAAACGAUAGCCCCUAUUGUGUAGGAUGGGAAUAGUCUGGUAUCUUUUUUAAGAAGCGAUGUUUCAACGUUAGAAAAAAUCGAAUAGCGAACUUACUUUAUCAAGCGUUUGCCUUUUUCGCCUGGUGGUCCUGUUCGCUGCUAUAAUAGGAGGUGGCGGUGCAUAAUGUGGCUAGUGAAACCGCCUCACAUAUGUGGCGUACCUAUUUAUAAUGUCUACGAUCGCAAUCCCCGCCUAAGUAACUUAACCUCCUAA
Messenger RNA from Hypoxylon trugodes, 5135 nucleotides. RefSeq lists its product as uncharacterized. The transcript has 2 exons. Lineage: Eukaryota; Fungi; Ascomycota; Sordariomycetes; Xylariales; Hypoxylaceae. The record is from RefSeq and is a predicted model, not a curated record. The coding region runs from base 1 to 4815 and encodes 1604 amino acids.